AUGAUUUUUUCAUUAUACAUAAUUAAUAAAGCUGGUGGUCUUAUUUAUCAAAAAGAUUUUAAUGAAGGUUUAGCAAAAUUAUCUGCUAAUGAAUAUUUAGUGCUGGCUGGUACUCUUCAUAGUGUGCAUGCAAUCACUUCGCAAAUUUCACCUGUUAGAAAUUCCACAUCUUCAGGUUUAGAAGUACUAGAAGCCGACACAUUUAAAUUAUACUGUUAUCAGACUUUAACAGCAGAUCCAGCACAUCCAAGUAUCGAUGUGCUCUUGCAUCGUACAUAUGUUAUUUAUAGUGAUUAUGCAAUGAAAAAUCCUUUUUAUACACCUGAGAUGCCUAUUCGUAGUGAAUUAUUUGACUUGAAUUUAUUAAAAUUGAUUAAACAAUUUGGUGGGGUAUAA
This is a messenger RNA of Entrophospora sp. SA101, 396 nucleotides long. The record is from the annotation of a GenBank genome assembly. NCBI's taxonomy places the organism in Eukaryota, Fungi, Glomeromycota, Glomeromycetes, Entrophosporales, Entrophosporaceae.